Molecule: messenger RNA, 1541 nt
Organism: Owenia fusiformis
Lineage: Eukaryota; Metazoa; Annelida; Polychaeta; Sabellida; Oweniidae
Source: the annotation of a GenBank genome assembly
AUGGCAGAUGAUGAGCCUUGUAUUACGGUUGUGGAUGUGUAUGAUACUGCUUCGUCGAUAGGCAAAGAAUUCGAACGGAUUAUAGAUCUCUAUGGUGCGGACGCAGUCACAGGCUUGAUGCCCAAAGUGAUUCGGACAUUGGAACAGUUAGAAUUUUUAGCCAAUAAACAUGAAAAGGAAAAUGCUGAUAUAGCAGAUUUGCAGUUUACAAUAGAAAGGUUGGAACAGCAGAAAAAUUCACGAUCUGAAGAAAAAACAAGAUACGAAGGGGAGCUUGAGCAAAUUGAAGAAUCGUGGCGAUCUGAAACGAAAGAUCUCUUAGAAGUCGUUUCCAAACUGCGCGAUGAGAACCACAGAUUAACGACAUUACUACGUGAAAAGCAGGGUGAAUCAGAAAGAAUAGCCAGUAAGGAAAUAGAGUUUGAAGAGGCAGAAGCCAAGAUAUUGGAGAAGUUCAAAGACACGGUUGAUAGACAGAAAGAUCGACUCAGAGUCUUAGAGAGAGAGCUUACUCAGAAAACAGUAGAUCUAGAAGCGCAUCAGUCCCAACUUGAGAGAAUAGCGAAAGUCAACGCAGAAUUACGACGCAAGUGCAAUAUCACACGUUCCCAGGCCUGUCAUCUGAUUGGUGAAAAGGUUGACCUUGAGACAGCUCUUCAGGACAAAGAGAAGCAGAUUGUUUUGAUCAAGGAUACUUUGAGAUGUCAUGGAAGUCUCGAGUCCGAUUCUCCAACUUCCCCAACAUCGCCUACAGCGGAAGAGAUUGAAGAGAAGCUGAAAGACCUGGAAGACAAGUUGGUGAUCGACAAGAAAGACCCGAAUCGACCCCGAUACACACUGAAUGAACUGCGAGAUGUUCUUUUGGAGAGAAAUGAGUUGAAGACCAAGUUGAUUGAGGUCGAGGAGGAACUGGAGUAUUACAAGCCAAGGUCUGAGGAUCCUCCUGUACAGGGCCCAAUCAACAAGGAGCCUGAUGACAAACUUUACCCAGGAAUGAAGAGAGACUCUGGCAUUCGCAAAUUCUUCCAGUUUAUUUUUGGUGAUGGUCAAAAUGACACGAGGCAACGGAAACACAGUACACAAGAGCGCAACCUACCACGAUGACAUCAUCAUACAACAUCUGAGAGUCUCCUUUCAACAUUCGCCAAAUCAGUCUUGUAUGCUGCCACCUAUAAGGACUUCUAGGAACUAACAAAAGAAGCUCUGUAAUGUUUGCGAGAAACUAAUAUGUGGCGUGUCAUGAAAUAAUGCACAGUUGUAAAAUCCUGUUAUAUCUAGGGAUAUUCACAUUCGAUUCAAUGGAAAAUGUAUUUUAGUAAUAAUUAGCAUUGAAAUUGACAAUGACGCUUAUGUGUGCUCAGCGCUUGCUUCUGCUUAUGAUAUACUCCAAUGUUACCAGGAAAGGUUCACUUUGACAUAAUUGUCAUUUUCAGCAUGGUAAUCUCUUUUACUUUUAAAUGAUCAGCUCAAAGUUUGUAAUGGUAGGGUUGAAUGCAUAUAUGUUCAAUGCACAAUAAUUUGUCUAAAAUUAUACAGACAAG